AUGGACGUGGCCGCGGCGCCCGCGGCCGGGGACGGCCCGGACUCGAGGCCCGGGGCGCGGGGGUCUCCCCCCGAGGCGGCGGCGGCGAUGGCAGGCGCAGCAGCAGCAGCAGCAGCAGCGGCAGCAGCGCCCGCGGCAGCCGCCCCCGAGCCCAGGAAGCCGCACGGGGUGAAGCGGCAUCACCACAAGCACAACUUGAAGCACCGCUACGAGCUGCAGGAGACCCUGGGCAAAGGCACCUACGGCAAAGUCAAGAGGGCCACCGAGCGGUUUUCGGGCCGAGUGGUUGCUAUAAAAUCCAUUCGUAAGGACAAAAUUAAGGAUGAACAAGACAUGGUUCACAUCAGACGAGAGAUUGAGAUCAUGUCAUCCCUCAACCAUCCUCAUAUCAUCAGUAUUUACGAAGUGUUCGAGAACAAAGAUAAGAUUGUGAUCAUCAUGGAGUACGCCAGCAAAGGGGAGCUGUACGAUUACAUCAGCGAGCGGCGCAGGCUCAGCGAGCGCGAGACCAGACACUUCUUCCGGCAGAUUGUGUCCGCUGUGCAUCACUGCCACAAGAAUGGCGUGGUCCACCGGGACUUGAAGCUGGAAAACAUCCUGCUAGAUGACAACUGCAACAUUAAGAUAGCUGACUUUGGCCUCUCCAACCUGUACCAGAAGGACAAGUUCUUGCAGACGUUCUGUGGGAGCCCGCUCUAUGCGUCGCCUGAGAUUGUCAAUGGCAGACCUUACCACGGUCCUGAGGUGGACAGCUGGGCCCUGGGUGUGUUGCUUUACACUCUGGUUUAUGGAACAAUGCCCUUCGACGGUUUUGAUCACAAAAACCUCAUUCGGCAGAUCAGCAGCGGCGAGUACCGGGAGCCCACGCAGCCAUCAGACGCUCGAGGCCUCAUCCGGUGGAUGCUGAUGGUCAACCCCGACCGCCGGGCGACCAUCGAGGACAUCGCCAACCACUGGUGGGUGAACUGGGGCUACAAGAGCAGCGUGUGUGAUUGCGAUGCCUUGCAUAACUCCGAGUCCCCGCUCCUGGCUCGUUUCAUAGACUGGCACCACCGCUCCACGGGGCUGCAGGCGGAGUCGGAGGCCAAAAUGAAGGGCCUUGCCAAACCCGGGGCCUCCGAGGCUGGGCUGGAAAGGCAGCGGUCACUGAAGAAGUCCAAGAAGGAGAAUGACUUUGCCCAGUCGGGCCAGGAUGCAGUGCCCGAAAGCCCGUCCAAGCUGAGCUCCAAACGGCCCAAAGGGAUCCUGAAGACGCGGAGCAGCAGUGAGCACCGCUCCCACAGUGCCGGCUUCAUCGACGGGGCGCUCAGCCCGGCCCUGCCCUCCACUUUCACCAUGGAGCAAGACUCGUGCCGGACAGGGGGGCCCCUGCCCAGCUCCCCCGAGGCAGAGGUGCCAGGGAAACUCAGCCCCAAACAGUCGGCCACCAUGCCCAAGAAAGGCAUCUUGAAAAAGACACAGCAGAGAGAAUCGGGUUAUUACUCCUCCCCGGAGCGCAGUGAGUCUUCAGAACUCUUGGACAGUCACGAGGACCGGGGGGGCAGCCUCCCGUCCCCCAGCCCCCCAGACCCAGCCAGGCUCACACCUCACAGUCUUUCUUGCCGCCGGAAGGGCAUCUUGAAACACAGCAGCAAGUACUCGGCAGGCACCAGGGACCCAGCCCUCGCCAGUCCUGAUGUGCCCACCCUGGGGUCCUUGCUGGAGCCUGGCGUCCCCACCGAGGGCCUGUCUCGCAGCUACAGCCGGCCUUCCAGCGUCAUCAGUGACGACAGUGUCCUGUCCAGCGACUCCCUUGACCUGCUGGAUAUGCAGGAGAACCGCCCUGUCCGCCAGCGCAUUCGCAGCUGCGUCUCGGCUGAAAACUUCCUCCAGAUCCAGGACUUUGAGGGGCUUCAGAACCGGCCCCGACCCCAGUACCUGAAGCGGUACCGGAACCGGCUGGCAGACAGCAGCUUCUCCCUCCUGACGGACAUGGAUGAUGUGACUCAGGUCUAUAAGAAAGCCCUGGAGAUCUGCAGCAAGCUCAACUAGCUCC
Sorex fumeus (smoky shrew) is the source of this 2035-nucleotide messenger RNA. RefSeq names its product NUAK family kinase 1 (gene NUAK1). The coding region runs from base 1 to 2031 and encodes 676 amino acids. The transcript is spliced from 7 exons. NCBI's taxonomy places the organism in Eukaryota, Metazoa, Chordata, Mammalia, Eulipotyphla, Soricidae. Gene Ontology annotation, molecular function: ATP binding; protein serine/threonine kinase activity; tau-protein kinase activity. Gene Ontology annotation, cellular component: cytoplasm. The record is from RefSeq and is a predicted model, not a curated record. Gene Ontology annotation, biological process: microtubule cytoskeleton organization; intracellular signal transduction; protein phosphorylation.